Molecule: messenger RNA, 1510 nt
Organism: Nicotiana tabacum (common tobacco)
Lineage: Eukaryota; Viridiplantae; Streptophyta; Magnoliopsida; Solanales; Solanaceae
Product: OVARIAN TUMOR DOMAIN-containing deubiquitinating enzyme 1
Biological process (GO): protein K48-linked deubiquitination
Cellular component (GO): nucleus
Molecular function (GO): cysteine-type deubiquitinase activity; ubiquitin binding
Source: RefSeq, a predicted model, not a curated record
UUCCUCACUACACUAGUACUAGUAUACAAUGCUAACCAGGGUAAGUUAACUUGCCUUCUGCCGUAUCCUCUGAGUACCCUUGAGAAGUCAGAGAUCGAUCUUAUUCGCUGCCGGGAGAUCUGAUUACUUCACUUGUUUUGUUCUUUUAGGAAAGAUAUCGGAUCUGACCGUCAAACAAAGUAAAAGAUGCAGGAUCAGGAAGGGCAUGUGGCUGAUGCAGGAAAAGAAACAUUGACAUCUGUUCAAACAUCUGAAAUUGAAGAUUGGACAAAAUACAAGGAUGAUGAUAUUAUGCAACAGCAAUCUUCCAUCCAGGCUGAACAAGCUGUAAAAACUCAAUUUGUUGGCGAUAAGGAACCUUUGUCUUCAUUAGAAGCUGAAUACCAUCUGGGAAAUUCAAUUUUGCUGGAGAAAAUAAAGGUGCUGAGUGAACAAUAUGCUGCCCUUAGAAGAACACGUGGAGAUGGAAAUUGCUUUUUCCGCAGUUUCAUGUUUGGUUACCUUGAGCACAUUCUGGAAUCACAAGAUCAAAGCGAAGUUCAUCGCAUUAAAGCUAGUAUUGAGGAAUGCAAAAAGACACUUCAAAGUUUGGGCUACGCAGAAUUCACAUUUGAAGACUUUUUUGCGUUAUUCCUCGAGCAACUCGAUAAUGUUCUUCAAGGUAGCAAAGAUUCCAUAAGUCAUGAAGAACUCCUACGCAGAAGUCGUGAUCCGUCCAUUUCUGACUAUGUUGUGAUGUUCUUCAGAUUUGUAACAUCUGGUGAAAUAAGGAAGCGCUCGGAGUUUUUCGAACCAUUUAUACUAGGACUAACAAAUGCCUCAGUGGAGCAGUUUUGCAAGUCAUCAGUGGAACCCAUGGGCGAAGAGAGUGAUCAUGUGCAGAUUAUAGCCCUAUCAGAUGCGUUGGGUGUACCAAUCCGUGUCGUAUAUCUUGAUAGAAGCUCAUGUGAGAACAACAGCAUCAAUGUAAAUCACCACGACUUUGUUCCUACAAGCGAUGGCAUGGGGAAUAGUGGUGUUUCCAAGACCACAAAUCCAUCUAUUACCUUGCUGUAUCGCCCAGGACAUUACGACAUUCUCUACCCCAAGUGAUGUUCUUCAUUUAGGGGUCGUUUGGUUUGAAUACAGUUUAUGUCGGGAUAAGUUAUACUGGUAUAAGUUAUGCUGGGAUUAGUUAUGCUAGGAUUGUUUUUUAUCCAUUGUUUGGUAUGUUGUAUUAAAUAUGACAAUUGCAUAAUCUGUAAGAAGAUUGUAUACCGGUGCUAAUUACCCCACCCUCGAUAAGGUAUAAGUUAUCCCGGUGUUAAUUUUAAUCCUGGGAUAACUUAUACGUGGUUUGCUAACCAAACGAAGUAUUAAGGUGGUAUUAAAUUUUUAUAUCAGCACUAUACCUUCUUAUACUUCGUACCAAACGAUCCCUUAGUUUGUGAAAACAAUCUCACAAUGAAAACUUGGCUCAUACACUUUGGCAUGUAUGAUCGAUCAGAAUAGAAACUUGUGUGUUCGUUGA